CGCCAUUCCAUGAAUGGUCAAUGUGAUAUGCCAAUCAAGGGAUUUCGACAUGGACCUAACUUGACAUGGAGAGAGGGAGUGUGUUAGGCUCCAUUGAUGGCUACGUAUAUAUGGUAUGUCCGAAGAUGUUGCAUGCUCCAAAAGAUAAGGUUCCACUGGACUACCAUUGAAUUAUACUCAGGUCAGAGUUGGUCAUCCCAUAUACAAACUGUGUCUGAUCCAACGAUAUGAUGAAUCAAGUAAAUGAUGCACAUAUUUGGAGAUAAGUGCAUAUUUGUAUUCUUUUAGGAGAUACUUGUCGUGGAAGGAAGCCUAAGUUUGACACUUUCUUCUCUCUCUCUCUCUCUCUCUCUCUCGUUUCCAAACCCCAUGAAAGAUCCAUGGUUGUUCUCAAACACUUGCCGGCUUUCAACCAAAAGCUCAUCCAAUAAGGCAACGAAGCUGAGAACUCUUCUUGCUCAUCUCUGCUGCUGUCUUCUAAGGAUCCGCUGAUAUCCCUUUCUCUCUCUCUCUCUCUCUCUCUCUCUCUCUCUUCCAAUUCUUGUCUGUUUAAUGGACUCAGCUAAGAGUAGCAGUCUUCAACCGUCCGGGGGUGGCGACGAUGAGUUUGGUUCUCCCGCCGCUCCUCUGUCCGCCUUCUUCCGCUCCAGAACUGCCACCUCGGACGCCGCCACCUUGCAACCAUCACCCUACUACUACGGUGACCACCACUUCGACUCGCUCUCCACCCGUCCUUUCACCAGUUUCCCCUCCACUGUAACCUUUUCCUCCUCACCGCCAUCUGCCGCCGUCUCCCAUGGCGCUGGCGUCGGUGCAUCACCGGCGCAACAACUACCUGACCAGUCUAACGUCGCUGCUGCGACACCUGCGACGGAACGGAGCUCUAAGAAGCGGUGCAGGGCGUCACGGCGUGCCCCGACGACGGUGCUCACCACCGACGCCUCCAACUUCCGCGCCAUGGUGCAAGAACUCACCGGCAUCCAGUCCUUCGCUGCCUACCCCUCCCCUUGCGCCGGCGCUCGCCUUGGCCUCUUCCACUCUGCCGCUGCCUCCCGUUCCUACUCUGACCCUCCGCUGCCGGCGUCCUCUUUCUUGCUCCCUCGCCCCUUCAUGCAGAAGGUCCAGUCUCCUUCCUUCCUUCCCAUCUCUUCUACUUCCCCUGCUCAUUCUAGCUCCGCUGUUACUGCCAUUAAUAGCAUCUCCAAUGGCACCACUAGUAGCGAUGGACAUCGUUCAUCCAGUAGCAAAAGCUACCAACUACGUUCGUCAUCACAUAUUCUUCUGCAGCGAGAAGUAUAUAUGAAGGAGCAACUGCAAGGCGAAGAUAUGAUGGAGGAGAUAAAGAAGAGGUGUAGAUAGCCAAAGAGGAGGAAGAUUGAGUUACUGCUUCAACCUAAUUGGUUUUGGUGUUGACACAAUGAUUAAUGUGCUUACCUUAGCUCUUGCCGUAGAUCUCCAGUGAGAUAGAUAUCACAUGAAGAUUAUAAGAGAUGUGGUGGUGCAAGGCAGUAAUGAGAUAUAUAUAUAUAUCUCAUGUGUACCAUGUUCUGAUGGAGUGGGAAUGAUUGGUGAAGAUUGUCGAGGCCUCAUCACAAACUAAAUUGCCUGCUUGCUUCACCCCUGUUUGUGAAGAGCAUCGAAUGCCUA
Messenger RNA from Musa acuminata AAA Group (dessert banana), 1647 nucleotides. RefSeq names its product VQ motif-containing protein 22-like. The transcript has a single exon. Bases 553 to 1359 code for a protein of 268 amino acids. Lineage: Eukaryota; Viridiplantae; Streptophyta; Magnoliopsida; Zingiberales; Musaceae. The record is from RefSeq and is a predicted model, not a curated record.